AUGGCCCACCUCGCGGCUGUACAAGAGCAAAUCAUGGCGAAGAUCAGCAGCGUCAACGAGCAGAGCCAAGACGUGAUGCAGCAGAUUAAGAAGACGAUGGAGCGCGAGCUUGCGCGUCGCACGUAG
Messenger RNA from Eimeria tenella, 126 nucleotides. RefSeq lists its product as uncharacterized. The record is from RefSeq and is a predicted model, not a curated record. The transcript has 3 exons. The coding region runs from base 1 to 126 and encodes 41 amino acids. NCBI's taxonomy places the organism in Eukaryota, Apicomplexa, Conoidasida, Eucoccidiorida, Eimeriidae.